AUGACGCAAAAGUAUUAUGUCACCUAUAACCAGGUCCAUAAACUAUGCCAGGACUCCGCCGACAAGAUCCUGACUACUGUCCGCCCUAAUCUGAUGAUUGCCAUCGGUGGUGGCGGCUAUGUUCCUGCUCGUAUUCUCCGGUCAUUUCUGAAACGCUCUGGUGAACCCAACAUCCCCAUCCAAGCUAUCGGCCUGUCGCUUUAUGAGGAUCUGGGCCGCGGCGAUCCAGAGGAGGUUCCGGGCACCAAGGUCACUCGGACACAGUGGCUCGACCUUAGUUCUUUGGAGAUGUCCAACCUGAUUGGCAAGAACAUCCUUAUCGUCGAUGAGGUUGACGACACGCGCACAACCCUCGAGUACGCUGUACGCGAGCUCCAGAAGGACGUCGAGGAUGCACAGAAGCAACUCGGACGGGAAGGCGAGAAGACAAAUUUCUCGAUCUUCGUGCUUCACAACAAGAACAAGUCGAAGAAGGGUGUCCUGCCAGCUGAUAUGAUGGACUCUGGCCGCUAUCAUGCUGCAGUGACCACAGAGGAUGUGUGGAUCUGCUACCCGUGGGAAGCCAAGGACAUUGAUGAGCAUGACCGGUUGGCCAAAGAAAACCCUCUUUUCUGA
Molecule: messenger RNA, 615 nt
Organism: Aspergillus homomorphus CBS 101889
Lineage: Eukaryota; Fungi; Ascomycota; Eurotiomycetes; Eurotiales; Aspergillaceae
Product: xanthine phosphoribosyltransferase
Exons: 5
Coding region: 1-615 (204 amino acids)
Biological process (GO): GMP salvage; XMP salvage; hypoxanthine metabolic process
Cellular component (GO): cytoplasm
Molecular function (GO): hypoxanthine phosphoribosyltransferase activity
Source: RefSeq, a predicted model, not a curated record